Eleginops maclovinus (Patagonian blennie) is the source of this 5003-nucleotide messenger RNA. It is a transcript of the gene sh3pxd2b, whose product is annotated as SH3 and PX domains 2B. Bases 354 to 3179 code for a protein of 941 amino acids. The transcript is spliced from 15 exons. The record is from RefSeq and is a predicted model, not a curated record. Gene Ontology annotation, molecular function: superoxide-generating NADPH oxidase activator activity; phosphatidylinositol binding; protein binding. Lineage: Eukaryota; Metazoa; Chordata; Actinopteri; Perciformes; Eleginopidae. Gene Ontology annotation, cellular component: cytoplasm. Gene Ontology annotation, biological process: superoxide anion generation.
GGAGUGGGCGAGCUGGGAUAGGCUGGGAGUUUGGUUGGAGCCGUCAGCGGGACGGGACAAGGCACAAGAAGGGGGGCAAACGAAGAACCGAGCGACUAUUAACUUCUGCCUUCUCAGCAACAACAGAUCCAUUCGGCCUUCUGCCUUCUCAGCGGCUGAAUGUUGGACAGGAAAUUUGACGUAGACAGCCUAACGGAAAAUACCAUUUGUUGCAUUCAGAGGUCCGGGUCUGAGCGACGCGGAUGACAAAGAAGUGUCCCGGUGCAAACUUUCUCAACCGGGUUUGAUCGCUGUUAAAAACCAACCGGGAAUUCUGUUUUUCCUUUUAUCGGAGGCGUCAAGAAGAGGACAUCAUGCCACGGCGCACGGUGCAAGAAGUAACGGUGCAAGAUGUCCAGAAAAGGAGAAAUCCGAACAAACACUACGUUUACAUCAUCAAAGUGUCUUGGAGCGAUGGCAGUACAGAAAGCAUUUACAGGCGCUACAGCAAGUUCUUUGACCUCCAGAUGGAAUUGCUGGACAAAUUCCCGGUGGAAGGAGGCCAAAAAGACCCUAAGCGCAGGAUCAUUCCAUUCCUACCAGGUAAGAUCCUGUUUAGGAGGAGCCAUAUCAGAGAUGUGGCCAUGAAAAGGCUAAGGCCCAUCAACGAGUACUGCAGGGCCCUCAUUCAGCUUCCAGUGUACAUCUCCCAGUGCGAAGAGGUCAAAGUGUUUUUUGAGACCAGACCUGAAGAUAUCAACCCACCCAAGGAGGAACCCAUUGGAAAGAAGAAAUCAGGGAUUGUGGAGAGAGCGACUACUUUCCUAAAGCGAGGAGAUUCCACUGCAGCAGACCCUCUCCUCCUCGACCAGUAUGUGGCAGUGACAGACUACGAGAAGCAGGAGAGCUCUGAGGUCAGCCUGCAUGUGGGUCAGGUGGUCGAGGUCAUUGAAAAAAAUGAGUCUGGUUGGUGGUUUGUCAGCUCAGAUGAUGCCCAGGGCUGGGUCCCUGCUACUUGUCUUGAGGCACAGGAUGACCCUGAUGACUUCACUAUUCCAGGGGAAGAAGUACCGCGGAGAUUCUGGUCACUGCCAAGGCACAUGGGUCGUCGCAGAACAUUAGGGGAUCUAUUCAGCACUGGUUUUGGGCAAGAAGAGAAGUAUACAGUGAUUUACCCGUACUCGGCCAGGGACCAAGAUGAGAUCGACCUGGAGAGAGGCAUGAUUGUCGAGGUGAUUCAAAAGAACCUGGAAGGCUGGUGGAAGAUCAGGUAUCAAGGUCGUGAGGGCUGGGCCCCGGCCUCCUACCUGAAGAAGACUGACAUCCAGGGCCAGAAGCAGUCAGCAGGCGCUGCUCAUGCCAGUACCAAUGACUUAGACGGGUUUUCUAAGCAGAACCAACAAAACAAUGCAGCCAAAGAGAACCAAGACAACAGCCAAAAAGAAAAUCGACUGUCAUUUUUUUCUGAGAACAAACUCAAAGUGGGAGCAAGACACAGACCCCCUCCACGCAGAGAUCUUACUAUUCCACGUGGUUCAAACCUCCCCAAGCCACCGGUUGCUCCCCAGGUUGAGGAAGAGUUCUACACCAUAGCAGACUUCCAGACCACAAUCCCGGAUGGUAUAAGUUUCCAAGCUGGAAUCAAAGUUGAGGUGAUAGAGAAGAAUAAUGGUGGUUGGUGGUACAUCCAGAUUGAUGAUAAAGAGGGCUGGGCCCCUGCUACCUUUAUUGACAAGUACAAGAAGACCAGCAAUGCCGUGCGCCCCAAUUUCCUUGCCCCUCUUCCCAAUGAGAUGGAGAAGCUGACACUAGAAAAUGGUGGUUCUUCAAAUGUUUCAGGCACAGAGGACAGCUGGUCCAAGCCUUUACCAGAUGAGCCAAGCACUGCCCCUGAUUCCUGUGCCCGGCCUAAGCUGAGGGAUUGGAAGACCAGUGCCAGCAAGGCGCCACCUACCCUUGCUGGGCCUUUACCUCCAGCCCCAGCAGCCCCUCCAGCUGAAGAGAAACCAGCUUUGCCUCCUCGAAGGGAGUCCAUUAAUAAGAGCUUUGAAUUUGAGGUAUCAGAGAAACAGAGGCCUGAUCAUUCCAAACCUUUGCCUCCAAAACCCCCAGCUCCUGGGGUUUUCAUGCCGCUGGUUACACCCAAAGCAGCCCCCUUCAAACCAGACAAACCACCUGAAAACAAGAAAGAAGAUAAGAGCAAAGCUCUUCACCUCCGUAAUGAGAUGGGCCUCGAAUGUGGCCAUAAGAUAUCUGCCAAGGAGGUGAAGAAGUUUAAUCUGAAGCCUGUUCCUAAGCAGCCACCAAAACCCAAACUGGAAGCACAGGAGGAGAAACCAGAUGCAGCCGGACCUGCAGUGUUUAUGAAACCGAAGCCAGUGAUCCGACCUAAACCUGUUCCAGCUGCCAAGCCGGAUGCUCCGGCAGAAAACAAACUAGACAUCACAAACCUGAGAAGCAAACUGAGGCCUUCAAAACCUGCUGAUCCCAGCUCUGCAUCGGCUGAGGCAAACCCUCAGAAUGGUGUUGCAACAGCAGAAAAAAGUUCCCCCCAUCCCUCUGCACCCUCUAGCUCUCCCCCCCAUCAUGUCCCUACUCUCAGUAAUGGAAAGCACUGCAAUGAGCCAAAACUCCCACCAAAACACAUCAAUGGUCAUAGCCAGGAGAGCUCACCUCCUCCGGCAAAACCCAUAGUGCCUCCCCACAAGGACCCCCCACAGAGACCCCCCAAUAUGGUUCCAAGGAGACCUCCUCCUCCAAAGAAGACAGAGCCGUCCAGUCCGACUGAGUCCAAGCCUCCACCUCCUCUAAGAGAAAUCCAGGACCAUCCCAAAGGCCCACCACCCAACCUCAGCAGACCCCCUCCACCUAAACCCAAGGGGUUUAUUCCGCCUCCUCAAAAUAAAGAUAAAGAAGAGCCCAAAUUGAAUAAGGUCCCUGUUCCUCCCAAGCCUCAGUUGAAGAGUGAUAAGCCCGGCCCGCCCAAGGACAAGCUUCCACCGUUACUUAUGGAGCCCAGUAAGGAUGAGCUGUAUUUAGCUGUGGCGGACUUUGAAGGGGAUGACCAAACAUCCAGCUUCAAGGUGGGUACAGUGUUUGAGGUGAUGGAAAAAAACAGCAGCGGCUGGUGGUUCUGUAAGAAUGUAGCACAGGAGGUUGAGAGCUGGAUCCCCUCGAAUUACCUGAGUAAGAAACCUUAGUGUGAAUGGGCUCUCAAAUCCAUGACCACAUGAUUAACUAAACAAUCGAAAUAUCUCUACUUUGUAGCUAAUAGGCAUUCUUUAUUUAUAGGUACCUUUUUCUUUUUAUAAAUGUUUUAAGUGACACACUUUUGUUUCAUUUUGAUAAACAUACUUUACUCAAACUGAACCAGCAAUAACACUUGACCUUGUUGUGUCCUAUGAUGUUUACGUUCUUUGGUUUUAUCUCAAUUUUACAUGUAAUAUGUUUUUUGCUUUCAUUGCCGUAUUCUAGUCCCAGCCCGUGUCAGUCUUGCUAUUACUUAGGCUAGACUCUUGAAUAGGGAUCCUAAGACAGAAAUAAAGCAGAUCAUGUAUCUCCACCCAAGCCUUCUAUAAUAUUGUGCCUCUAUAUUAUAUGCAAAGUGCUUAUUAGACUGUAUGCAACUGUAGACAUAGCCCUUGUUGAUUGACUAAAAAUCAAACCUCUACGUCACAGGAUAAAAUGUGAGAUGUUCAAAUCCAGCUGUUGACAAAAAGAUCUCUGAGAUUGCACAUGAACUCACUGGGGGAGUUCAAUUACAGCAUUUGGGCUUUUUAGUGCUAUCAGCAAUUACUAAAACAGACAUUGUUGGCAAGUAGAAUACUGUUUGUUAUACUAAAAACAUACAUAUUGUAUUUUCUGCUAUUGUAUUGCUUUAUUUCUUUGGCUGCAAAAUUGUGGUUGCAGUGACUUGUAACAGAUGUGCACUUUUUCCGUCAUUUCACAUGGAACCAUUUUGUGGUUUGCACACAACGAAGGUGGAGGAAUGUUUUUUUUAUAUUUUAUUAGCUAUGGUUUUUAUACUCACUAACAAAUAUUCACCAAUGUAUGAAGCAAGAGCAUACAAAGUAAAACGUUUUAAAGAAUCUCUGUGUCAAAGUAUUUUACCACAAUCAUGUUAUAUUACACCCAAAAAUAAGACGUGUGAAAUGUGACAGAAGGAGCACAUCUGCAAAUCUGUAUCAGAUGUCUGACCUAAGAAAUACGAAAAAUUGUGACCUCGAGUGAUUUGUGCAAUGAUUUACACAAUUGUAGGUGUACAGUACAGUCUUUCCUUAACCGAAGUCUGGUGCUCUAAAAACAGCAAAGAAUGACCAUUGUAUAAAAAUAAUGUUUGACAUUAAGGCUUGACUGGUAUCAAGCAUGGUCAGUAUAGCAAAAUAUUUUUUAUUGUACAGAAAUUAAAGGCAUAUCUUAGCUGUUGUCACUUUUCCUUUGAUGUUCAUUCUGUCAUCUAUUUUAUUCUGUACUGAGAAAGAGGAAGAAAGAGCCAAGAAGGAAUUUAGUUGUUUGAUUUAUUGGAUUUGCUAAUUAGAGGAAGUGAAAAGAGCUGUGCCAUUUUUGUUGUUUGAUUGUCAACAGAAAAAAAGUAACCUAAAAAAUGAUGUGAACUGGCAGCUCACUUCUCACGAGGAUGUCUAGAAAUGAUUGUCUACAUACAGUACAUUUUAACAAGUGCUAGGUUUGCGAAAUAAAUAAGCAAAAUUGGAACAUAAAAAAUGUGUUCAUUGUUUGCUAAACAAUCAGACAAGGCUACAAGCUGUAACACCGCUUUUAGUCGCUAUAAUGUUGUCACCUUACACUCAUGUUUAAUACAGAAAGGUUACCAGAAAUAAAAAAAUGCUAUUGUUGGGAGUUGUUUCCUGAGGACAAAAGGCAGGUACAGAGCAGGGUAAGAAACAUGUAUGGGUUGAUGGUGUCAUCAUUUCAGUAUUGUAAUCAUAUAUACUUUUUUUGCUAUGUACUUUUCAUUACAUUAAGUCUCAUGUUGCUUAAGUCAAUAAAAGUUUCAGAUUUUUCAA